GAGUUUUUGGUUUUUCUUCCAUCCAAGCGACCACAAGGAGCCCUUCUUCCUUUGAAAAUCUCUGCCGUGGCAAGAUAAACGAUUCAAUCUACUCACCUUUGCGGAGUUAGGAAUCGCAGAAAUGGGCAGACUGCACGAGUACCAGGUUAUUGGCCGCCGGACUCCCACGGAGAAGGAGCCGGUCCCUAAGUUGUACCGCAUGCGUCUCUUCGCUCCCAACGAAGUCGUUGCCAAGAGUCGCUUCUGGUACUUCUUGAAGCAGGUGAACAAGGUCAAGAAGGCGUCCGGUGAGAUUGUGGCUGUCAACGAGAUCUUUGAGAAGAAGCCGUUGACUGUCAAGAACUUUGGUAUCUGGAUCCGUUACGACUCCCGCUCUGGUACUCACAACAUGUACAAGGAGUACCGUGAACUCACUCGUACCGACGCCGUCGCCGCUUGCUACCAGGACAUGGCUGCCCGUCACCGUGCCCGUUUCUCCUCGAUCCAGAUCAUCAAGGUUGCUGAGGUGAAGAGUGCUGACGUCCGCCGUCCUUACAUCAGGCAGUUGUUGGAGCCCAAGCUCAAGUUCCCUCUGCCCCACCGGGUCACCCGCCCUGCCAGCAAGCGUUAUCGCCCCGUCUUCUCUGGUGUCCGCCCCAGCACCUUCUAAGCGUCGAGUGUAUAAUAUAUCGAAAUCACCAUUAUGUCUUUUUUUUGCUCGUUUUGUCUUGGACUUUAUGCCCCUCUCCGCUGCCGGAUAUGGGAGAUUGUUGUAUGAUGCCCGUAUCCAGUAUAUCCUCUACCAAAGAUCUUUAUUGUCC
Molecule: messenger RNA, 800 nt
Organism: Spizellomyces punctatus DAOM BR117
Lineage: Eukaryota; Fungi; Chytridiomycota; Chytridiomycetes; Spizellomycetales; Spizellomycetaceae
Product: 60S ribosomal protein L20
Exons: 6
Coding region: 122-649 (175 amino acids)
Biological process (GO): translation
Cellular component (GO): cytosolic large ribosomal subunit; ribosome
Molecular function (GO): structural constituent of ribosome
Source: RefSeq, a predicted model, not a curated record